CGUGCUGCCAGUGAGUCUCUUCUCCCACAGGGAAACUUGUCACCUCUAACUCCUGUUGAAAUCAGACUUACAAAAGCCUGCAAAGUUAGGCAUUCAUUUAUUUGCUUCACUGAGUGUUUGCUUUGCAUCUCAGAUAAAUGAUGCACACCAGUAGCUGUUCUUUUUUGUAUUUUAAACAUUUUAAUCCUGAUCUUUGGUGAACGGGACUCCUGAGAGUGUUGAGGUCAACUAGAGUGAAGGAGAUAAUUAGCAGUUCCACCAGCCUGAGUACACAGAGUUUGAGAAUGGAAUUUAUUUUUACCAGAAAUGAUUGCUUUGUACACCUUAGUGCCAUCAAGAAAUGAGUGGUUAUUAAGCUGAAUGAUAAAGCCAUUUAAGAUGUAGCUGAUCUCAGUUAUUACAUAGAUGUUAUUAUUCUGAUUUCCUCAAAAUGAGAGUGAUAGUUUCCAAUCUUAAGAGGAAAAAUGCUGCAAUGUCUUUAACAGCAAAAUUCCCAAGAAUUAGUAAAAAUGGUUAAGGGGCCCUGAAAACAAUUUUGUCUUGCAAAUCAGGAUAGUUAUCAGACCACCCCCACCACCCCCAAAUAACAAACAUUUCUGCCAUCACAUUGCAGCUCAAUCUUUGAAGUUGCUAAUUAGUUCUGCAUAAUGAGUGCUUUAUCAAUCUCCCAGACACAGAGCACUCUGGAGCCUGAGGGCAUUUGGAUUAUUCCCUCCACGUCCCUUUCCUUGGAAGGAUGUGCUGCAGGUUGAGGGUGCCUUGGUUCACCCCACUGCUUUUUGGGGUCACUUGUGGGACUUCCCACAAGUGUUUUAAGCAGUGCCAGGGUGCCUGCCAUGCCAAGAAGUGAAGCACACUGGGAAUAUCUUCAGGAAUGCCUUCAACCAAGAGUGCAGACAGUGGAAUUGCUAAAAUACAUCCUUCCCACUUUGAGAUUCCUGAAAUCCCAAGAAGCAAACAGCUCACUGGAGCUGUGUGGGACACAGUGUUUGGGAAUCUGGGGGUUUUGUUUGCAGUUUAAUUCUCAAGGAGAUGUCUCCUAGAAAACACAGCUUUUCACUGUACAAUAAAAUGAAGCUGUUAAAUACCUUCCCCUCCCUUUCCCUUCCUUCUCUCACACUCCUGUUUGCCUGGCUCACUCCCACUGCCUGGUGGCUCCCUUCCCCACCACGCUGUGUCUGGCAGUCUUUUUGAGUAUCUUUAGGCAAUUCCUAAAGCUUCCUUGGCCAUACAUAAAAAUAUAUUUCAGCAAGAAUGAAAACAGGGCUUGGAGCAAUGCAAAAAAAGGAAGAAAAUUGGCAAGCUGCAGAGAAAAAAAUGGUGAUUCUAAUCCCUGUGCUCAUGGCCUUGAAGGCAGAGUCUGGGAGCUGUCAGAACAUUAUAGAUAACCUUCAUUUCUGUGUGUGAGUCCCUGGAUUAUUGUUGCACAGAGUGUGAUUAUUCCAGGGAAUGCAGUCGGAUUUUUGGUGAAGACGGUCUGACGCUGAAACUCUUUCUUAAAAGGACUGCUCCCUUUUCUAUUCUGUGGACUUUGACUAACUACCUGUAUUUACUGGCUUUAAAGAAGCUCACAGCCACAGACGUCUCUGCCCUGUUCUGUUGUAACAAAGCUUUUGUCUUCUUGCUUUCUUGGAUUGUGCUCAAAGACAGGUUCAUGGGAGCAAGGAUAGUGGCAGCAAUAAUGGCAAUCACAGGAAUUGUGAUGAUGGCAUAUGCAGAUGGUUUCCAGGGUGAUUCAAUUAUUGGGGUGGCCUACGCCGUGGGAUCAGCCUCCACAUCUGCACUGUAUAAGGUUUUGUUCAAAAUGUUUCUUGGGAGUGCAAACUUUGGGGAGGCAGCUCACUUCGUGUCCACCCUGGGCUUCUUCAACUUCAUCUUCAUCUCCAUCACCCCCAUCAUCCUCUACUUCACAAAAGUGGAGUACUGGUACCCCUUCUCUGCUGUGCCAUGGGGUUACCUGUGUGGAGUGGCUGGCCUCUGGUUAGCUUUCAACAUCCUGGUUAACGUUGGGGUGGUGCUGACCUACCCCAUCCUGAUCUCCAUCGGCACCGUGCUCAGUGUCCCUGGAAAUGCAGCCGUGGACCUGUUGAAGCACAAAAUGAUCUUCAGCGUGGUGCGGCUGGGGGCCACCAUCAUCAUCUGCAUGGGCUUCCUGCUCAUGCUGCUGCCCGAGGAGUGGGACGAGAUCACCCUGAGGUUCAUCAACAGCCUGAAGGAGAAGAAGAGCGAGGAUCACUCCGAGGACAUCACGGAAUCCAGCGUGCACACGAGGAGCAGGAGCAGAGCCAACGGGACAGUGUCCAUCCCGCUGGCGUAGGGCUGGAGGAGCCUCCCUGCAGGCAGAUGUAUAUUCUGUGAAUAUAGCUUAACUCUCCUCACCACCUGUAUGCUUCAAAAAACGUCAUCUAACCUGAGCAGGGGGUGAACUGUAAGAUAAGAGAAGUACAUCUAUAAUAAAUGUUUACAUUUAUACACUUAACGAGGAACGGGUGUAAAUAACUGCAAUAAAAUCUUUUGUAAUA
Zonotrichia leucophrys gambelii is the source of this 2522-nucleotide messenger RNA. RefSeq names its product solute carrier family 35 member F4 (gene SLC35F4). The coding region runs from base 1655 to 2317 and encodes 220 amino acids. NCBI's taxonomy places the organism in Eukaryota, Metazoa, Chordata, Aves, Passeriformes, Passerellidae. The record is from RefSeq and is a predicted model, not a curated record. Gene Ontology annotation, cellular component: membrane. The transcript has 6 exons.